GCAGUGGAUCUGAGCCGCAAUACCGCCGGUUUCCAGUAGAGGUCAGCAGCCGGCCAGAGACUCCGGGAUGGGGAUGUGGGCGUGCCCUCAGUGAUACGGAGCGCAGCGUCGUCAGUGAUUGGUGUACGCUGUGGCCACGUCUCUCCCGCGUGAUGUCACUGUCAUGGCGGCGCCCUGUGCAGCGGCGGAGUGAGGAGGAGACCGCCGGGGGUUAGUGUGAGCUCAGUCACCUGACUAUGGAGAACUAUAAGAAGGUGAGAGUGGAGGAGAAGCCCGUAGAGCGGCCCUUUGCUGUCCUCUCACCAGACAUCAUUGAGAUGAAGGUGAAAGAUGGCAGCAAGAUCCGGAACCUGAUGGGCUUCGCUAUAAGCAAGAUGGAGAGUGAGAGUGUGCGGCAGAUAAUGUUCAGCGGAACCGGGAAGGCCCUCAGCAAGACCAUCACCUGUGUGGAGAUCCUGAAAAGGACCGUAAAGGAUCUUCACCAGAUCACAAAGAUCCUUUACAGACCAACUGAAGAGAUCUGGGAGCCGAUCGUGCCCGAGGUGGGGCUAGAUCCUCUGACGGUGAAGAGGAACAGACCCUCUAUCUGCGUUCUGCUGAGUAAAGACCCCCUUGGUGCCACCGAACCUGGGUACCAAGCCCCAGGCAACUAUGACUCCCAAUGGAUCCAGGAACUGAAAGUGGAGAACCAGGGGCCAAAGCGGAGGAGACCAGGGGUGGGUAGAGGGGGGGCAAAUGGAAGGAAGCUGCCUAGACCCUCUGGAGGACGUGGGGAGGUGCAGAAGAAUACCUAGGGUGGGGGACAGAAACGUAGGGUGUUCCCGGGUGUAUUUAUUACUAAGCUGCACCAUAUGUACAUGAAAUCUUGUUCUGAUGGUGACCAUUGAUGACACAAAUGGGACACCCCUGUUAUAUUAAACCUCAUGUGACCUCUCCGACAUCAUGUACAGCCCUUAUCAAAAACCACACAAGUUUAUUUCUAUAUUUUUAUUAAAGUAUUUGGAAACAAAAUGUAUUUUGUGGGGAUUAUAUAGAUUCCAAUGUGUGAAAUCUUCGCCUGUAGAUCUGGCUGUUUCCUUAGCAGUAUCUUCAGGACCAGGUGUACCUUUGUCUCUGAUGUGGCAAUGUGCACCAACUAACUGCCGAUCUCAUCUCACAAUAAAUGUGUAUUUUCUUACAA
This is a messenger RNA of Pseudophryne corroboree (corroboree frog), 1180 nucleotides long. RefSeq names its product ribonuclease P/MRP subunit p25 like (gene RPP25L). The record is from RefSeq and is a predicted model, not a curated record. Gene Ontology annotation, biological process: tRNA 5'-leader removal. Bases 237 to 794 code for a protein of 185 amino acids. Gene Ontology annotation, cellular component: ribonuclease MRP complex. NCBI's taxonomy places the organism in Eukaryota, Metazoa, Chordata, Amphibia, Anura, Myobatrachidae. The transcript has 2 exons. Gene Ontology annotation, molecular function: RNA binding.